Adelges cooleyi (spruce gall adelgid) is the source of this 1552-nucleotide messenger RNA. RefSeq names its product tropomyosin Per a 7.0102 (gene Tm1). Gene Ontology annotation, biological process: muscle contraction; actin filament organization. NCBI's taxonomy places the organism in Eukaryota, Metazoa, Arthropoda, Insecta, Hemiptera, Adelgidae. The record is from RefSeq and is a predicted model, not a curated record. The coding region runs from base 367 to 1122 and encodes 251 amino acids. Gene Ontology annotation, cellular component: actin filament. The transcript has 9 exons. Gene Ontology annotation, molecular function: actin filament binding.
GCGGCGUACAAGUAUAAUAUAAUAUUAUGUAUUAUAUAGGUAUUGUAUUCGCCCGUAGUCCGAACCACCGUCCUCGGUCCUAGCCGGUUGAUUACAGAACGCUCGGUUCGGUGUUUCGUGUUAUAGUGACUAGUGUGUGUGUGCAGUGUGGUGUAUGUGUGGCUUCCACGAAACAUUGUGCGAUCUGUAAACGUUUUUAGGUGCUCUUGAGCUGAUACCAAGUGUGUUUUUUUCCAAUUCUCUCCCCGUUACCAGGUAGAGCUCAAGUCGAAAAUCCUCGAGGGUGCGGUUUGCGUUUGUUAGUUACCGUUCGUUCCGCGUAUCCUCUUGCCUAAGUGUUAACUCAUAAUAUUAUUUACAAUAAUCAUGACUACCAUACAACAAGGGUCGUUGUUGGACGUGUUGAAGAAAAAAAUGCGUCAAACCAAGGAAGAGAUGGAGAGGUAUAAGGAGGAGUGUGAGGACUUCCAUAAAAAACUCCAAAUGGAGGUCAUGAGGCGCGAAGAAGCUGAAAGUGAAGUGGCUGCACUUAAUAGACGUAUCCAAUUGCUCGAAGAAGACCUAGAAAGGUCUGAAGAGCGCUUGGCCACGGCCACUGCAAAGUUGGCCGAGGCAUCUCAAGCGGCUGACGAAUCUGAGCGGAUUCGUAAAGCUUUGGAGAACCGAACAAAUAUGGAAGAUGAUCGAGUAGCCAUACUUGAAGCUCAAUUGGCACAAGCUAAACUCAUCGCCGAAGAGGCUGACAAAAAAUAUGAGGAGGUUGGCCGUAAAUUAGUCAUGAUGGAACAAGACUUGGAAAGGGCUGAAGAAAGAGCUGAACACAGUGAUGCAAAAAUUGUUGAACUAGAAGAAGAACUGCGUGUUGUUGGCAACAACUUAAAAUCCCUAGAAGUUUCUGAGGAAAAGGCUAACCAACGUGAAGAAGAAUAUAAGAACCAAAUUAAGACUUUAACCAACCGUUUGAAGGAGGCUGAAGCUCGUGCUGAAUUUGCUGAACGGUCUGUACAGAAAUUGCAAAAAGAAGUCGACAGGCUCGAAGAUGACCUUACUGGAGAGAAAGAAAAAAACAAGCAUCUACAGGAAGAAAUGGAAGCCACCCUGCACGACAUCCAAAACAUAUGAGUUGGUCGCCGAAAAGGAGAGAUACAGGGACAUUGGAGACAGUUUGGACCUUGCGUUUGUCGACUUGUAUGGCAUCUAAACACAAACACCACACAUUUACACAUAAUAUACAUACAUCAUCCUUUUACACAUACGCAUAGUUUCCAUCCGUUUUCUGUCUCGUAUCUCCGACCACACUCCCUCACUACAUUCCCUUAAAAAAAAUAUAAAAGACAAAAACAAAAAUACAGCUACUACUAACACCGUCCACAAAUAAUAAACUACUCGACACAAAACUCAUAACUUUAGCUAGUUAUUAUUUUUUUUUUUUUGUGAAUUGUAUAGCUUACGAUUUAUUUUUUUAUUUUGGCUUUGUUUUACGCUUGUAGACAAGUAAAUCGCUACAGUGACCUAAAAUUAUAUAAAAAAAAGUAGUACAGGUUUCAGUCAU